AUGUUCCUUAAGGAUCUUUGUGCAUCUAAAAAGAAAUUGAAAGGAAACCAAAUCAUAAAAGUUGGGGAAAAUGUAUACGCAGUUUUGCAAAAGAGGAUGCCCCCGAAGUGUAAUGAUCCCGGUGUCUUUACCGUGCCAUGCAAAUUGGGGAAUCUUUAUGUACCUCGAGCCAAGCUCUACCAAGGUGGAUCCAUAAAUGUCCUACCAUAUUCUAUUUUUAAAUCAAUUGGUGUAGGAAUAUUGAGCAAAAACGGUGUGAUCAUCCAACUUACCGACAGGUCUUUGGUACAUCCAAAAGGUGUAUUAGAGGACGUGUUAGUGCAAGUUGAUGAAUUUGUUUUCCCGGCUGAUUUUUAUGUCUUAGAUAUGGGAGAUGAUGACUCUCCAAGUUCAAGUUCCAUACUUUUGGGUAGACCUUUUCUUAAAAAUUUUAAAACAAAAAUUGAUGUCUACAACGGAACUUUAAGUAUGGAAUUUGAUGGUGAAGUUAUCAACUUCAAUGUUCACGAAGCAAAAAAGGUUACUUCCGAUGUUCAAUCCGUCAAUCUUGUGAAUUUGAUCCAGCCCUCAACUAGAAAGGACAGGAACAAAGCCAAAGACAUUGCAAAGGAGUUCGAUAUGAAUAAUAAAGUGCUGGAGAUUUUGGAGUUUAUUGAUGACAAGAAGCAUAUGAGGAUUGAUGAUAUGAAACCCAAGCCACUUACUACCAAAGCCAAAUUACUUCCACCGGUGGAACAAGCACAAGAUUCAGGAGCAAAAACUCUACCGGACCCUUUAAAGAUAAUACAUGUCGAGAAGGAGAGCACUCAAUUGGUCAUCAACUCAAAUAAACUAUCAAAGAAGGAAGAGAAUGAGUUAAUAACCCUGCUGAACAAAUACCAAAGAAGGAUUGAGUGGAAAAUCUCCAAUAUUAAAGAUUUAAGUCCCUUUUGGUUUGUGCGCAAAAAGAAAGCCAAAGGAAGGUUGAAGAUUCCAUUGAAGGAGGUGACGAGAAGAGGCGAACACGGGCCAUGCCCAUUUUGGCUUGAAAUCAACACGGGCCGUGUUCAAGGUCCAAUGCCCUUUCCAACCUUUUUUGUUGAACACGGGUCGUGCAAGCUUGGGGAGGUUGAAGAGGAGGUCCCCACCAACUGCAAGGCUCCAAGAACAAUUCGGUAA
Messenger RNA from Lactuca sativa (garden lettuce), 1158 nucleotides. RefSeq lists its product as uncharacterized. The record is from RefSeq and is a predicted model, not a curated record. Lineage: Eukaryota; Viridiplantae; Streptophyta; Magnoliopsida; Asterales; Asteraceae.